This is a messenger RNA of Mercurialis annua (annual mercury), 837 nucleotides long. RefSeq lists its product as uncharacterized. Gene Ontology annotation, biological process: DNA integration. The record is from RefSeq and is a predicted model, not a curated record. Lineage: Eukaryota; Viridiplantae; Streptophyta; Magnoliopsida; Malpighiales; Euphorbiaceae. The transcript has 3 exons. Bases 1 to 837 code for a protein of 278 amino acids. Gene Ontology annotation, molecular function: nucleic acid binding.
AUGGAAUGUGGUUUCUUUUGGUCAACACUAUUUCAUGAUGCUAAGGAGUUUGUCAAGCAUUAUGAUAGAUGUCAAAGAGUGGAUUUCAUGGGUCCUUUUCCCACUUCCUAUGGUCAUAAGUACAUCUUGGUAGCGGUUGAUUAUGUGUCAAAAUGGGUAGAAGCUUUGGCUACACCUACAAAUGAUGCUAAAGUGUAUGGAGUUCGCCACAAGAUUGCUACACCCUAUCACCCACAAACUAGCGGACAAGUGGAGUUGUCCAAUAGGGAAAUCAAGAGAAUCUUAGAGAAAACGGUGCAAAUCUCAAGAAAAGAUUGGGCUAUGAAGUUAGACGAUGCACUGUGGGCAUAUCGGACCGCGUUCAAAACUCCAAUUGGCAUGUCCCCGUACAAGUUAGUCUAUGGCAAAGCGUGUCAUCUUCCAGUGGAAUUAGAACAUCGAGCUUAUUGGGCAAUGAAAUUUCUAAAUUUUGAUAGCAAAGAGUCUGGUGCUAAACGCCUUCUACAACUCAAUCAAUUGGACGAAUUUCGACAUUCGGCCUACGAGAGCGCACGACUCUAUAAGGAACGAACGAAGAAGAUACACGAUGCGAACAUUUCGAAGAAAGAAUUCCAUGAGGGAUAUGAUGUUUUGUUAUUUAAUUCCCGACUUAGAUUGUUUCCUAGAAAAUUGAAGUCGCGAUGGAGCAGACCGUUCAAGGUGAUAAAAGUUUUUUUUCAUGGAGCGCUGGAAUUGGAAAGCUCAACCGGAGUUGCAUUCAAAGUAAAUGGGCAAAGAUGCAAACAAUACCUCGGUGGAUUGAUCGAGCGACAAAGGGAAGUUUUCUCCCUCACUUAA